GGGCCGGCCCUCGCCUCGCCGACAUGCCCGGGACGCUGCUGCUGCUCUGCCUGGCCCUGGGCCCCGCGCUGCGCGCCGCCAGGUGUGAAAGCACAGAGGAAUAUGAUUAUGAUUACCUCAGCAUCAAUAAAACCUGGGUCCUCACCCCUAAGGCACAGGAGACUGAUGCCACACAAAUCCUCAACUCACUGCUGAAGAACUAUGACAACAAGCUGAGGCCUGACAUAGGCAUCAAGCCCACGUUUAUUGAUGUGGAUAUCUAUGUGAACAGCAUUGGGCCAGUAUCUGUCAUCCAGAUGGAAUACACUAUUGAUAUCUUCUUUGCUCAGACAUGGUAUGACCGCCGUCUUCGUUUCAACAGCACCCUCAAGGCCCUCACACUGAACACCAACAUGGUGAGCCGCAUCUGGAUCCCAGAUACCUUUUUCAGAAACUCCAAGCGGGCUGACUCCCACUGGAUAACCACUCCUAAUCAACUCCUCCGCAUCUGGAAUGACGGCAAAGUUCUCUAUACACUCAGACUGACUAUUGAGGCUGAAUGUCUGCUCCAGCUGCAGAAUUUCCCAAUGGACACUCACUCCUGCCCUCUGGUUUUUUCCAGUUAUGGCUACCCACGUGAGGAGAUUGUCUAUCGCUGGAGGCGCUAUUCCAUUGAGGUCUCUGACCAGCGCACGUGGAGGCUUUACCAAUUCGACUUCACAGGGCUGAGAAACACCUCAGAAGUCCUCAGGACUGGGGCAGGGGAGUACAUGGUGAUGACAGUUUCUUUUGACCUGAGUAGACGUAUGGGUUAUUUUGCCAUUCAAACCUACAUUCCCUGCAUCCUGACCGUUGUUCUCUCCUGGGUUUCCUUUUGGAUCAAAAGAGAUUCUACACCAGCCAGGACAUCUCUGGGUAUCACCACUGUGCUAACAAUGACCACCCUGAGCACCAUCUCCCGCAAGCACCUUCCCCGUGUUUCCUACAUCACAGCAAUGGACCUCUUUGUCUCUGUGUGCUUCAUCUUCGUCUUCGCAGCUCUCAUGGAGUAUGCCACACUCAACUACCUGGUGGGAAACAAGAAACCUCUGGAGCACAACAGCAGGAAAACCAGGCUGCCAUCUGCUGGUGUCCAGGUGAUGCCAUCUUUCACCACCAUUAACAUCAACAACAUCAUGCACUGGCCACCAGAGGCAGAGGAAGAUGAGGAUGAAGACCCUGGCUCCCCAUGCCUGGAAGGGAAGGAAUGUGAGAGAUUCUUCUGCUGCAUUGAGGACUGUCAGACAGGGACGUGGCGGGAGGGGAGGGUCCGCAUUCAUAUCUCCCGCCUGGACUCUUACUCCCGCGUGUUCUUUCCCACUGCCUUCCUGCUCUUCAACAUUGUCUACUGGAUUGCCUAUCUGUAUCUCUAGCUGUUCUUUGUCCUCAACUGGAAUGGACUGGAGGCCAGCAAACUGGGCUCUUCAAGGAGCGUAAGAAAUACCGUCUCUUCCUGUUGUAGUCAAUCAUCAGUCUGAACAAUCCAAUUUGGUGGUUCCUUCUUCCUGCUCUCACCUCUUCUGAGAAGAAGCAGACAGCUCUUUUUUUUAGUUCUCAAACCUGUCUCUUCAGAGAAUCUUUCCUUCCUAAACAACCCUUUCUCCAACACUACCAGCAUCUGAUUCCUUCUAAGAUGGCCCAGAAAAGUCCUAUUCCUAUCAAAAAGUUAGGGAUUUUAUCAAGAACAAAAACCUAAAUGUGCUUCAUUUUUUCUAUCCAGUCUUGCUCCAAAAUUCCAUGGAAAGUGAUGGCAAAUUGAAUUUUAUGCAUAGUUUUUAAGUCUGCAGAGGAAAUAAAACAGAUUUUAUAACUUCUAUACCACCUCUACCAAGGCUUUGUGGGAGUGCUAGAGACACGGGAAGGUCAGAAGAGAGGGGCCAAAGAGGCCUUCCUUCUGCCAGGAGCUAGGAUUGGCCAACAUACUUUGAACCUGCCCAGAAAGCUGGUUCUGGGUAUCCUGUAGGAUAUCUGGGAAGCAUUCCUCAUGGAUUGCUCUGCUUGUUGCACAUCAUGGUACCUAAGGCAUCUACCCAUUGAGGCUUUGCUGAUCCUCAUCAGAUGACAAAAAACACUUCAUGACUCUAAAUGGCUGCUAUCUUACCAGGACAGGAUUUCUAAGGGCCAUUGGUGGCAUCCUGCCAUGUGGUCAGGACUUUGACCAGAGUAUGCAGCUUAACUUUGGGCGUAGCCAAAAUGAGGAGAAAGCUCUUAUGCUACAAAGACCAGAAGGUGUCUCAUAUGCCUGUUGUGAGGUAGCUGUCUUCAGCCUGUCUCAGAUGAGCCAGUGCUCUCCUUCACAAGGACAAGUGUUAAAAUCCUCAGAUUUAUGCACGGUAGUAAGUGCUAACCUGAAAAAUGGGUACUAGGGAAAGGAAUACUAGCAACUACCCCAGCACCUACCAGUGAUAGGGAAGAGUUCCUGCAGCUGAGAUGUGUUUCCUUACUUUCUUCUUUUUAAUAUUUACAUUAAAAAACAGACUUCACUAAAACUGUAUGCCUUGUCCCACUUGCCACAAAUCUAUGCCCCUUUUCUUCCCAGAAUCAGGAAGGGGAACAAGCCAAGCAUGGCAUUCGCCAUCUGCCCUCUUUGGUAGCUCUCAGGAAGCUCAAACAGAGAUGGUUCCAAGUGUUCUUGCUCUCCUGCCAGGUCUCUGUCAGCUGUGACAGGAACCAUUGACGCCUAAAACAAAAUGGGCUAGAGAAAAGUGAAAUACAGUCUGAGUUGGGAAGAAACUGCAUAAUAUAGAAGGGGAAGCUCAGGCCCAAGGUUCAUAAGGUAUAAAUCAGCUGCUUCACCAAUUACACUAACUGCUGAUUUGGCCCACAGCAGGAGCGAUCAUGAAAAGCAGUGUAGUAUGAAUAUUUACUUACUGCCUAAAUUAAAAUCAAAAAAUCUUUUUAUAAACAGCAUGUUUUAGAAACAGUUGUUACUUGAAAGGCUUGUCACAAGAAGAAAGCUGGCAUGGCUGCAGAGAAAAAGUUAGGAAUGGCUGGCUAACAGGGCCAGGCUGGUUUAUAUAUUCUUAGACAGCAAUUUGAUCUGGUUUAAAGAUGGAUUUUGACACUUAAAUCUGAUCUGAGUAAUGAAGUGUCAUGUUUAAUUCAUUCAUAAAUACAGCUCUACCUUAGUUCCAAAGGAAGAGCUAGAGUGCCUAAUUAAGUACACAGUAGUACAACACUCUGCUAAGUACAACCUAAUGGGGUCAGAUCAGCAUAGCUCUGGAAGGGCAAAUUGUGCCUGCCUAACCUGUUACAGUUCUUUUAAAAUACCAAGUAAGAGAUAAAGGUUACUCAGAAGCAUAAUUUGCUCAGCUACUCCAACAGCUUUUGAAAGGAUGGAAAGAAAUUAUGACAUGUGGUUCUAACUGAGGAAAUUGAUUUAGUAAAAGAAUUAUUAAGGAGGUUCUAAUUAGAGAAAAUUAAUUGAGGAGAGGGGGAAAAAAGAAUUGUUAAGAAGGCUCUAAUUAGAGGAAAUUAAUGUUUUAGAGAGAGAUACACAGAGAGGGAGAAGUACAAGAAAAGAAUCAAAACAACUUCCAGACGAGGAGAGCUGCUGGGUGAUGGUGCUGACGCCCAGCCAAGCGGGAUGAUGUUCUGCUUCUGAUAGCAAAGCACUCUUAGAUGUAGCAAUAGAAAAACCUCCUAUGACUCAACUGUAUGCUGACAGGGAACUGGAUUAGACAGAGAUCUGUGAUCUCUGUUGGGAGCCAAAAGGAAAGAGCAUCCUAGAUUAAAAAUGGUUCACGUGACACUGAGUGAAGCGUGUCUUCACAUGUCAGAAGGCAGCUGCUGCUGUGUGUGUAGGAGGGGGCACCCUGGUGGCAAACCAGGGCCCAUGCCAAGUGUGUUCAUAAACAGUAUGAUGGUAUAAAAGGUGUGCAGGCAAUGUAGGCUGUGGUAAACACAGAAAGCAAAAUCUGGAAUGGAGCUUCUGAGAAAGGGCUGGUAGAUGGAAGAAAAUUAAUGUAUACAUGCAAAAAGAGUCCAAGCUUCUCCAAUUCAUAGGCCUCAGAGCACUUGGGAUCUUGGAUGAAUGCAGCUGAUCAUCGUGGACAUCAAAGUAAAGACAUCAGCACUGUAAGCAGCAGUAUGUUGAAUUUAGAUCUUUUAAAGAGUGAUCCAGGAGAGCAGCAAGUUAUACAGGAGACCUAAAAAGAUGAUAGGAACUCUGGCAAAGUAGACUUGAAAGAUUAUAAAUCUUCAGCAAAAAAAAAAAAAAAAAAAAAAAAAAAAGAUAAAAACUAACAUACACCUGGGUAAUUUAACUGAUGAUGGAAGACUUGAGAGUGACUUGACAGAAGAAAAUAGUCUAGCGUGGGAUGGAGCACAAGCAGCUGAUUGCUAAAGCUGGGGAAGGAGUUGGGGGGGGGGUCUUUUUGGCUUGGGGAAAUCUGUGCCCAUCAUAAAUAGCUCAAUGAAGGUAUGCACAAAUUCAGUCAUGUUUUUAAGUUUCUACAGUAUGUAAGAAAAGAAAAAAGAAAAGAAAAGAAAAGAAAGAGAAAUCCACCAUUUUUUGGAAUUACUUUGCAAAGCUCAAUUUUCCCGAAAAGAGGUUUCCCGUUUCCCCUCUACAGGCAGGGAUCCCAGAGCACAGAGACAUUCAGCAGCUGUGUGCUGUUCUGGCAAGCAAGGCGCUAGGAGCCCAACCCCAUGGCUCCUGCCCAGGAUGGGGUAAACCACCCACCUUUCCCUGCAUGCUGUGAUUUCUGCCAUCGCCCCAGCAUGGGUUACGGCAUUGCAGUGGCUUUCAGACUAGGACAGCUGCUGCCUUUUUACUGCUGUCCGACUAGGUUGCUCCAGGGAACAUAGCCCUAAAACAGCAGGCUAAUGAUUGAACUGGAAGCAACAAUAUUGACAUUUAUGUUUUAUGGCUUUUUUUUACAAGACGAAGUCACAAAAAUGUUGGUUUCUCAUGUCUUUGUCUCAUCCUGUUCCUAACCUUCCCUUCCAAAUGAUGCCAUGUAAGGGACUGUUUUUAGACUGUAAGCUCAUCGGGGCAGGCACACUCUUACUGUGUGUGUGUUUGUGUCGGGCCUAGCACACUAAGGCUUGAUCCUUAGCUGAGCCUUCUGGCUGCUGCUUAUUAUAGAUAAUAAACAACAGUAUGGACUGUCUGGCUCCAAGAA
Messenger RNA from Rhea pennata, 5144 nucleotides. It is a transcript of the gene GABRE, whose product is annotated as gamma-aminobutyric acid type A receptor subunit epsilon. Gene Ontology annotation, molecular function: GABA-gated chloride ion channel activity; inhibitory extracellular ligand-gated monoatomic ion channel activity; GABA-A receptor activity. The transcript is spliced from 9 exons. Gene Ontology annotation, cellular component: synapse; neuron projection; GABA-A receptor complex. The record is from RefSeq and is a predicted model, not a curated record. Bases 24 to 1391 code for a protein of 455 amino acids. Gene Ontology annotation, biological process: signal transduction; gamma-aminobutyric acid signaling pathway; synaptic transmission, GABAergic. NCBI's taxonomy places the organism in Eukaryota, Metazoa, Chordata, Aves, Rheiformes, Rheidae.